Molecule: messenger RNA, 636 nt
Organism: Phytophthora nicotianae INRA-310
Lineage: Eukaryota; Oomycota; Peronosporomycetes; Peronosporales; Peronosporaceae
Exons: 5
Coding region: 1-636 (211 amino acids)
Source: RefSeq, a predicted model, not a curated record
AUGUCUCAGGACCUUCGACAAGUCACGCCUAGAGUUAGCACCGCACUUGGCGCACUGGACGACGAUGUAGAUCGCACCGUUGCGCCGAAUGAUUAUGAUCUGCGUAUGCGGAUCAUGUAUGAUUAUCACGUUAUCCAUACGACAGGGCAUCCAGACCGUGAGAGAACUUCCUCUUUUCACGAGGGACUUCUACUGGAAUCACCAGUACAAGUAUGCCCGCAACGCCCUCUGUCAGGGAACGAGACUGCGAACAAGGACAAUGUGUCUGUGCAGGGCACAGCCACCGCGCAUGCUGGGCUUGUUGCGGAGAAAGAAGCCAGACCGGACAAGUUAUUCAGCUCGCAAACACAGGACAUUGGCCAGCAUCGACAAGAUUUGAAUUUCGGAACAAUCACGCCUGCCCCGCGCUUCGCCGAUCCGCCCACGGUACUUGAACGCCUUAUGUGCAACACGAGCCAUCUAGCCUUGAUGGCUCAAAGAGGACGACGAAGCGGCGCCAGCCAGCUUCUCGAGCACGGCGACACGGUCGAGCAGCCUCAUCAGUUUCGUUCCAAGCUCAACUUCGAUGUUCAAAGCGAUCUGAUUUGUGUGGGCGUCUUAGUUGGCGUGCUCAUUGCGAAUGAGCUCGGAGAUUAA